ACGUGGUGGGUGAUUUGAUUUUUCCGCCGCCACUAAGAAAUUUUGUGAAUCCAUAUCCGGUUGGAAGUGCUCGGGGUGAUUCAAUAUUUGUGAUAGCGGUUUUCAUUUGUUCUCUCAAAGAAUUCAACCUGCUUUGUGAUAUUUUUUAAUCGAAUUCUGCGCUUGCAUUGUAAAAGUUAAUGACUAUUGAUCACGAGAGCAAUGGCGGAUCGAAAAGAAGAAAUUGGAGAAUGGGUUUGGUUGGUGGCAAAGAAGAAGAACACGGAAUUCGACAUUCCCUAUGCGGGACGUGUCGUUCGAACGCAUGCUGGCAAAACUUUGAUCGUGGAUGAUGAGGGCAUCGAAAGCUGGGUCAAGGAUGACGAGAUCAUCAAACCGAUGCAUGUCACAUCCCAGAAAACGGUCAACGAUAUGAUAACGCUCGGCGACCUGCAGGAGUAUGCCAUUUUGCGGAAUUUGGUUGUCCGAUAUCGCCAGAAGCAAAUCUAUACCUACACCGGAAGUAUGUUGGUGGCGAUUAACCCGUACGAAAUCUUACCGAUUUAUACCUUCAAUGAGAUCAAUCUGUAUCGGGAUAAGAAAAUUGGAGAUCUGCCUCCGCAUAUUUUUGCCAUUGGAGACAGCGCCUACCAGGAGAUGUGCCGAGAUGGGAAAGACCAGUGUAUUGUGAUAAGUGGGGAAUCUGGGGCAGGGAAAACGGAAAGCACGAAACUGAUUCUGCAGUACUUGGCAGCGACUAGUGGAAAACAUUCAUGGAUCGAGCAGCAGAUCAUUGAGUCCAAUCCCAUUCUGGAAGCUUUUGGAAAUGCUAAAACUGUGAGGAAUGAUAACUCGUCCAGAUUUGGCAAGUACAUCGAUGUUCAUUUCAACCGUGAGGGGGUCAUCAGUGGGGCUAAAAUCGAUCAGUAUCUGCUGGAGAAAUCAAGAAUAGUGAAUCAGAACAAGGGCGAACGCAACUAUCACAUUUUCUAUGCCAUGCUAGCCGGCAUGAGUAGGGAGGAGAAGAAAUCGCUGGAGCUUGAGGACGCUUCGAAAUAUCAAUAUCUGACAGGUGGUCAUACACUGGAAUGUGAUGGAAGGAAUGACGGAAGCGAAUUUGCGGACGUUAAGGCUGCUAUGAAAGUUUUGACAUUUACCGAUCAGGAAAUUAUUUCUAUUUUUGGUUUGCUGGCGGCGAUUCUCCACCUGGGAAAUAUCAAAUACAAAUCAAUAAUUGUUCAAAAUUUGGAUUCAGUUGAAGUAAACGAUCCAUCGAAUGUCACCAGAGUGUCUAACCUUUUGAAAGUAGCCAAAAAUGCUCUGGUAUCAGCUCUCACGCGCAAGACGAUCAUUGCUCAUGGGGAGCGUGUAGUGUCCAAUAUUUCUAAAGAUCAAGCAGUCGAAGCGAGGGAUGCUUUCGUUAAAGCCAUUUAUGGGAAAAUUUUCAUCAUGAUUGUUGAAAAAAUCAAUCAAACAAUCUUCAAAUCAGUAAACAAGUCACGCUUAUCGAUUGGAGUCUUGGACAUUUUCGGCUUCGAGCAAUUUGAAACCAACAGUUUCGAACAGCUGUGUAUCAAUUUUGCCAACGAGAAUCUGCAGCAAUUUUUCGUUAAACACAUCUUUAAGAUGGAACAAGAGGAAUACACACGCGAGGGAAUCAACUGGACUAACAUCGAGUUUAUCGACAAUCAGGACGUACUGGAUAUGAUCGGAAUGAAAACACUGCACAUAAUGGCGUUGAUCGAUGACGAGACUCGCUUCCCUAAGGGAACGGAUCUGACGAUGCUGGAAAAACUGCACAGCACCCAUGGUUCGAAAACCAUCUACCUGAAGCCCAAAUAUGACAACGUGGCAGCGUUUGGAGUGCAACAUUUUGCGGGGAUUGUGUUCUACAACGUCAAAAGUUUCCUGGAAAAAAAUCGCGAUACCUUCAGUCCGGAUUUGAAAGAACUUGUGACCAAAAGUGGAAACGAAUUUCUGGUUCGACUUUUUGCCACGGAUGAUUCCCUGGAUACGUCCAAGAGGUCUAUUACGCUAUCGCUACAGUUUAGGAACUCGUUGGAAGCACUCAUGCGAACGCUGUCCGCCUGUCACCCGUUCUUCGUCCGAUGCAUCAAACCUAACGAGCACAAAAAGCCGAAGAUUAUGGACAAUAGCCUAUGUGUUCGGCAGCUGCGAUACUCCGGCAUGAUGGAAACGGCCAAAAUUCGUAAGGCAGGAUAUGCGAUCAGACACACGUAUACGGAGUUCGUUGAUCGAUAUCGACAUCUGGGGAAAAACAUCGGCCCAGCGCACAAGGUCGAUUGCGUUUUGGCAUCAAAACAAAUCUGCGAGAGGGUUCUUUCGAAGGUCGGCGAUGAUUAUCAGUUUGGAAAGACAAAAAUUUUCCUCAAAGAAAGUCACGAUUUUGUUCUGGAAGCGGAACGUUCCAGAGUGUAUUUGCACUAUGUGGUGCUCAUCCAGCGAGCUUUCAGGAGAGUUUUGUUCUUCAGGUACAUAAGAAAAUAUCGGAAUGCCGCGAUCACGAUUCAGAAGCAUUGGCGUGCAAGAGGGUAUCGAUCCAACUAUUUGGUUAUGCGAAAUGGUUAUCGUCGGUUGCAGGCAGUUAUCAAAUCUCGUGAACUGACCUACAAAUUCGGUAGGCUGCGGGAGGCGAUAGUUUAUCUGCAGGCGCAAUGUCGUGGUUAUUUGACACGCAGAAAUCUGAGAGAUAAAAUCACAUACAAGGCUCAACGCAUGAACGAGCUGCUUGCGUUGAAGCGCAGAGAAGAGAUCCAAUUCAAACAGUCUGGCAACAAGCGCUGGCGAGAGGAUGCAGAGCACAACUACAGGAUGAGGGUAGACGAGUUGAAUCAAGAGAUGGCUUUGGAGGCUGAGCUAAGAAAAGCGGCCACCGUUAAACCGCAACCGGCGAUCAAUGUUGAAGACGACAAUAAGGUGGUCGAUGACGUGUUUGGAUUCCUGGAUGGUCCGACCAGUCCCGAGCCGAAACCCAAACGGAAAACUUCAUUCGCCGAAGGAACCGAAUCGUCCGACAGCGAAGCUUACCACCAAGGGUUAGAAGACGGGAAAAAUUUUCCCUACCGCGAGGAUUUAUCCGAUUAUAACUUUGCAAAGUAUGCGGCCACAUACUUCGCCAACAAUGCGUCCUACCAGUACAGCAAGCGCAAGCUUAAAUCCUCGCUGCUCGAUUUACCUAGCCCGGCCGACGUGAUAUCUGCGCAGGCGUUAUGGAUAACAAUUCUACGCUUUAUGGGUGAUAUGGCAGAGGCCAGAUACGAAGACGAUAGUGAAGAGGUCAAGAAUAAACCGGUCAUGCAGAAGUUGGCCGUUACCUUGGGAAGGAAUUUUUCCAAGACGAAAGAUUUUGAAGUGUUCCAGCAAAAUUUGUCGGAGCACGAGCGGAAGUUGAUCCACCGAACGUUGAAGCGCAAAUCAAAGAUCCCAACCGAGCUGAAGGCUUUGGUAGAAAAUACCGAUGAAAUAUCGGACUAUCAGGAGUUUUUGAACAACCGGAGCUCCAAUUUGGACAAGUUGCACUUUAUAAUAGGGCACGGAAUACUGAACAAACAUCUGCGAGAUGAGAUUUACUGUCAGAUUUGUAAGCAGCUGACGAAUAAUCCGAGCUCAAUUUCGUACGCCAAAGGGUGGAUUUUACUUUCGCUGUGUGUAGGAUGUUUUGGACCAUCUGAGAAAUUCGAAAAGUAUUUGAGGUCCUUCAUUCGAGAUGGGCCGGAGCUUUACGCGCCGUACUGUGAGCACCGUUUGGAUCGUACGCUGAGUAAUGGGAUCAGAAGACAGCCGCCGACGUUUUUGGAACUGCAGGCUACCAAGAGCAAACAACCAAUUAUGGUUACCGUGACUUUGAUGGAUGGAGCCAGUAAAAACGUCGAGAUAGAUUCUGCCACAACUGCAAGUGAGAUGUGUGAGAAGAUAGCAUUCGGUGUGGGGUUGAAGGAUGUUUUUGGGUUCUCGAUUUUUGUCAUGCUGCAGGAGAAAGUUCUCUCUUUACAGAGCGGAAACGAAUUUAUCAUGGAUGCUAUUUCGAACUGCGAACAGUACUUCAAAGAACAGGGUGGCAGUGAGCGAAAUGCUUCCUGGAAGAUAUUCUUCCGCAAAGAGAUGUUUGCACCCUGGCAUGACCCUGCUGUCGAUGCUGUAGCAACGAACUUGAUCUAUGCUCAGAUUACGCGUGGAGUAAAUUUGGGCGAAUUGGUAAGCACCUCAGAUAAGGACAUUGCAAUGUUGGCAGCGCUACAGUACUUUGCUGAUUACGGUCAUGAGAUGAAAGUGGAUGUCUUGAAGGAACGUUUGAAGGAGUACAUUCCUAGAAAUUUGGUUCGACCAGAGACAGCCCUACGCUGGAUUCAGCUUAUCGAGACUGCUUUCAAGCGCAGCAGAUGCGUCAAAGAGGGUUUGCAACGCAUCACAGCUAAGGAGGAUAUUGUUUUGUUCGCUAAAAUUACGUGGGGUAUGAUGUUCUCAAGAUUUUAUGAAGCUGUGCAGACUGAGGGAAGUAAAUUACCAUCCAGCAACAUUAUUAUUGCUGUCAAUUGGUCCGGAGUUUUCUUCGUUGAUGAUCAAGAGAACGUUUUGGUUGAGCUGUCUUACCCGGAAAUAUUGCAAAUCGAUGGCGAAGAAAGUGACGUCAAUGACCUGGGUACACUUUUUAUCAGCACAAUUCAGAAAGAUGAAUUCGUGUUCAAAUCUUUCGAAGCGAAAACCUUGGCGGACUUGGUGAACCAUAUUUUGAAGGAGCUGAAAAGUAGAAGUAUCUAUGCCGUAGCAACUCAAACGCAUUCGAGUGAAAGUGAGGGAGAAUCGAUGCUGAGUCUGCUCAAAGGAGAUUUGAUAACUUUGGGUCAAGGUUUUAACGGAGAAACAUUAUUGGACGAGGACACCACUUGGGGUUAUGGAGAGUCCAACGGUAAAAAGGGCUAUUUCCCGACUGAAGUGGUUUACGUUUUACCUGCUUUGCUGCCACCACCUGCUAGUGUGCUUAGUUACUAUAGGAAAGAAGGUGUGCUGAAGGCAAGGAAACAAAUUGCUCCAAAAUACAACACAAUUCAGAGGAAAAAGAUGCAUACUCUACAGAGAUAUGCAUCCGAACACUUUAGAGCUCCGAUAAGCACUACGGCAGCGCAUGCCUCAAUCAACAGCAUGAGAAAAUCAACCUCUGAGGAGCUUUGGAAGCAUACUCGUGAGCCAAUGAAGGCACCUCUACUUCAAAAGUUGCAACGUGACAAGUCCCAAUUCGAUGCUGCCGUCAUUAUGUUCAACUGGAUUCUGAAGUACAUGGGUGAUCUUCCGAGGGGUCGAGACACUUUCAAUACUGAUAAGAUCUUCCGCCCGGCGAUGAACGAUGAAGUACUGAGGGAUGAGCUGUACUGUCAGAUCAUGAGGCAGCUGACCGAAAAUCAAAUUUCGGUCAGCGAAGAACGUGGAUGGGAUUUGCUGUGGCUGGCAACCGGAGUCUUUCUUCCGACUCAACCUUUGAUGAAGGAGCUAUUUGAUUUCCUCAAAACACGGAAGCACCCAAUAGCUACCGGAUGCCUGGAGCGCGUUCAGAAAAUAUUGAAACAUGGACCUCGCAAGUUCCCACCCUACGUGGUCGAAGUGGACGCCAUCCGGUGUCGAACAGUUGAGAUCUAUCAUAAGGUGUAUUUCCCUGACGAUACCGAUGAAGCCUUCCAGAUUGAGUCUUCAACGAAGACUAAGGAUCUUGUGCAAACCAUAACCAAACGUCUGGAGUUGAAAUCCAGCGAAGGAUUCAGUUUGUUCAUCAAAGUAGGUGACAAAGUGUUUUCCAUGCCUGAAGAGUACUAUAUGUUUGAUUUCAUAAACGAACUCAUGGAGUGGAUCAAAGAAACUCUUCCGUCAAGAACGAAUGACAACCGCUUCCAGUGCGAGUACCAAUUAUUUUUCAUGAAAAAGCUAUGGGUCAAUGUGAUUCCUGGAAAAGAUACUUUCGCAGACGAAAUAUUCCAUUUCCAUCAGGAGCUGCCGAAACUUUUACAAGGUUAUUAUAAAAUAACAAAAACGGAAGCCGUUGAAUUGGGUGCAUAUGUUUUCUGGGCCCAAUACGAGGAACAAGACACCCUGGCUUUGCAAAAAUCGUUUGCUGACAUGCUGCCUCUACUAAUACCGGAAGACAGCUUGAGACUACAGAAGAUCGAUCAGUGGAAAAAGGAACUGCUGGCUAAGAUCAAAACUCUGGCAGGAAUUCAACAAUCAGCAGCUAAGCUUGAGUUCCUUAACAUUGUUUGCAAGCUACCGAUGUUUGGAUCCACAUUCUUUGUAGUGAAGCAAACUACGGAUCAGAACAUGCCAGAAACGCUACUGGUUGCCAUCAAUAGAUAUGGAUUCCACUUGAUUGAUCCUCGUACAAAGGACACUCUUGCGCAGUACACGUUCAUGGAACUUAACUUCUGGAGCUCCGGCAAUACGUACUUCCAUGUUAAGUUUGGCAAUAUGAUGGGAUCAUCGAAGCUGUUGCUGGAAACCAAACAGGGGUACAAGAUGGACGACCUGCUCACUUCGUAUAUACGCUAUUUCAAAACGCACGGCCAACGUCACUGAUAUGUUUGGAGGAAGAAUAAUUGGGACAACUAAUGGACGUGUAUCUUAUUGUAACAAUAAAAAUGUACUUGAGUAUAAAACUUCAAACUAUUUAAAUAAACUGCGAUAUUAUAUGACUUCUA
This is a messenger RNA of Uranotaenia lowii, 6680 nucleotides long. RefSeq names its product myosin-VIIa-like. NCBI's taxonomy places the organism in Eukaryota, Metazoa, Arthropoda, Insecta, Diptera, Culicidae. The transcript has 13 exons. Gene Ontology annotation, cellular component: myosin complex; cytoskeleton. The record is from RefSeq and is a predicted model, not a curated record. The coding region runs from base 202 to 6558 and encodes 2118 amino acids. Gene Ontology annotation, molecular function: protein binding; cytoskeletal motor activity; ATP binding.